Cercopithifilaria johnstoni is the source of this 2976-nucleotide messenger RNA. Lineage: Eukaryota; Metazoa; Nematoda; Chromadorea; Rhabditida; Onchocercidae. The record is from the annotation of a GenBank genome assembly.
AUGUAUUCCCUUUCUCCACCUGAUGAUAUUAAAUUAAUUGAUAAAGCAAAAAUAAAGCAAUUAAGAAUCUACCUCUCAGUGGUCUCUGAUGUGAAUGCAUUUGUGUUAUUUUCACCACAACAUGGCACAAAUUACAACAGAACAACAAUUUUUUUACCGGAUGGUUGUCCAUCUCGUUUAAGUUCUAUCGUUGGAACAGAAUCUGGACGACGUCAUGUGCUUUCAUUAGAUGGCAUUAGAAGGCCAAAUUGUGCUGUUAUUAUCAAAAUUGCUUCAACUGUGAUUUCUCUAGAGAGGCCAUUUGUGGAUUUGGUGGCAGUAGCGGAUGUUUCAAUAUUAUCGCACAUUCGUCAGCCUCUUUGUAUCACCGCACAAUUGACACUGUUAACAUCAGUAACGGUUCCGGUGUCAUGUAUUUUAUCACCGUUCGAUUCUGCCCGCCAGUCGUGCCUUCUCCGAAUUAUUGUACCUUACUCGUGGUUUCCGCUUAACAACGGCUAUAAACAGAUCAUCACACUUUUACAUUCCACAGAUAAAGAAUGUGGCGCUUUGUAUGCUGAAUUACAUCGUACAAAAAUAACGCUGUUAUCGCCUUCUUCAAAUUAUAGAUCAUUUGAUCUCUACAAACAAUUUCCAACAUUGCAUUUGCAGCUAUUAUCACCAACGAAUUUUACACUUGCGGCAAGUUCACUUACAACUUUACUGUUGCAUUUCGAUUACGAUGGUAACAAUGAAACUCGUUUCACUACCAUGCAGAUAAGAAUUUGGUUGAACAGCUAUUUGAAACUUCUUAGCGUCACUUCAGCCGAUCCAAAGCUGUGGACAAUACAAGUGGAAAGGGCUUCUUAUCCUGAUACUCAUAUGACCUUUACAUGUCAGUAUCAUUCUUCCUCAUCCUUAGAUGAUAAUUUGCAGAGAUUCAACGGAUAUAUAAUGAUGAUGUUAUUCAAAGUAAAAGGCUCAAUAAGAACAAAGUCCGAAAAACAAUCAAAUACUAUUGACAGUGAUUUGGUUAGAGUUCACUGGGAAGUGCAAUAUUUUAUCUCUGAAAAUUCUACUUAUAUGAGUAAAACGACAACAAAGAGAGUAACAACACAAUUUCGCAUAUUUUCGGAUUUCGUUUAUGGUUUAUUGCCAAUGAUCAAAGGAGAAAAUUUGGUCAAUACGGCGGUAUUAUCAGGAAAACAAGCUGCACUACCAAUGAGAAUAUUUUCCAUUACGGAAGGUGGAAAUUUAAAUGAUGUAACUAGCAGUUCAUAUUGUUUGAGUGCUGAAUCACGAGUUUUGAAGGCUUCACCAACUUGUGGUUCCAUUUAUGUUGAUGGAUCAGAGUUACGUGGUAUGAGUAAAGUUAAAGUGCAUAUCCAUUUUGAAACAUUGACCAGUUCGAUAGAAGUUACAGUUUGGUAUCCACGACUUCCGAUUACUGUUUGGUUAUCAGAUCCAGUGCUAAAUGCCAUCAAAGAUUGGCAAAUAGCAGUAUGGAAAUGGCUUCCUAGCAAACGUAAAAGGGAAGCCCGACAAUUUGGCUGUGUCAAUAAGUACCAACAGGCUGAAAUCCGCAUUCUUGCAAGUUAUUAUGUGGGAGAUAAAGAGACUGGAGAACGGAUCUAUCUAUCCGGAAAUCGGGAUAUUUUAUUUGAUGUAACAUCAUUGACAAUGAAUCAUGUGCAUAGUUCAAACAUUGGUGUUGCUGUUGUAUUACCUCGACAAGAUCGCAUUUUUGUUGUGGCUCAUCGUCCCGGUUCAGCCAGGAUAACAGUACGCUCAAAUACUCCCAGUAUCGAUUACGGUAGUGCUCCACUCGUGGUGACAGAAGAUGUUGUAUCGGUAAGACGACUUGCGGUAGAAGGAGUUGUUGAUAUUGCUUUGGAUAUUGAACAAAUUCCUAGAAGGGCACAUGAAUAUGUUGUUUCAACAUUUAUUCAAAAUACUUUAACUCAUAAAUAUCAGCAUGCCACUCUGGUUUGUCGAUUAUAUUUCUCGGAUGAACAAAUGCUUGAAUUAACCGAUAUUCCAUCAGAGCAAUACAUACUGAGAGGAUGGAGUUCAGAUGAGCAAGCUAUAGCAUUGAAUCAUGGGCCAGAUGGUCAUAAUAUUGAACUAAUUGUUCUACAGAAUGUCAAGAAUGUGCUAAUCUCAGUUAGCUUACAUAGUCCAGUUCAAUGUAGUGAGCCAGGUUCGAAAGUUAUCGGUCAGAUCGAUUACCCUGUACAAAUUGAAUUCAAUGAAAGGAAACUUACAAGCACAUCAUCAGUUAUUAAUUAUAAUAGCAGCACGAAACUGGAAUCACCUACAAAUUUUAAUAGUUGGAAUUCGGAGGUUUUGCUCGGAUUAGUUAUUCUUUUGGGCGCAAUAAUAGGUAUUGUACAUGCGAUAGGUUCAAAGGCCAGACAAUCAUUCAAUGAAGGUUAUGAGAAAUUAGUACUGCCAAUCCUUACACGACUAAGCUCAUCUAGUUCAUGUGGAAAGGAUGAAAAUUCACAGGAAUGGAUAUGGCUAUCGAAAGCACAAAUUGAUAGUGCCAGUAUAAAUAGCAGGUAUUCACAGAAAUCAACUAUGGAUGUUGCUGAUAAUGUGUCAAAUGUAAGUAAUGGAAGUACACAACGUAGCAUAUCAUAUCAUGGAUCAGAAAUUAACGUAUUCAUAUCUCCACAACGUGCUGUAGCUAUCAAUCUUGAUUCAUUGGAAAGACGUACAACAAGUUGGCGUGGUAGAUCAAAAGCCAAAUUGACAAGAAAUACGAUGAUUGAUAGCAGCUCUUCAGAACAUAAUCUUUCCAGAUAUUCACAUGCAAAUUCAAAUGGAUAUAGCUUUACUCCGGUUACUUCUAUUGGCAAUGAAAAAAAUCAAUGGAGCAUAGGAGGAGGAACAGCCGCACCAACACCUAAACAGGUGUAUUGGCGGCAUAUCGAUCGUGAUUUCAGCUUCGAUUCCUUGCCUGAUAUGGAUGGAGUCCGAGAAACGGUCACCUAA